AAAAAAAAAAAGUCCCAGAUUCGAAUUUCAAAUUCUGCAUAAGAAUUCCCCGAAUUUUCUCCGAGAUUAUCAAGUGAAGAAAAAAUGGCCAAAGCGGAAGACCUAAAGAGAGAAGAGGAACAAGAUAAGGAGGCUGGAGUCGGACUCGAGAAGAAGGUCGCAGAUGAUGGCUCUGGAGAUGAGGAAGGUGACGUUGAAUUUGAUGCAGAGCUGGGAAAAGCCAAGUCAAGCGCCGUAGACAACGACGGAGAGGAUGUAGAGAGCGUGGACGAGGAAGAUGAUGGGGACGACGACGAUGACGAAGAGGGGGAACUGGGAAUACAGGACCUUCUUGACAAGUCACCUUCUCAACUAGAUAGUGGUAGUGAUUAUGAGAAUAAUGAAGAAGAAGAAGAGGAAGAAGAUGAAGAAGAUGAAGAAGUGGAGGAUGAUGAAGAUGAACCUGGAUCUGGUGGAAAGGUUGAGGCCCCACCAAAGAGGAAAAGAGCAGCCCAAGAUGAUGAAGAGGAGGAGGAAGAAGAGGAGGAUUAUGGAGAAGAGGCUGAAAAGGUUCCAACAAAGAGAAAUAGAUCUGGCGAAGAAGCACCGGAUGGGAAGGUGAAGGAGGCAGCAAAGGGGAAAACGCCAAGCAAUGUUCCCAAAGUUUGAUUGAUAGUGAUGAGGAAAGAUUGUUUCUUUAGGCUGUUGUUCUGUAGAAUGUGUUUUUGCUUCAUAAUUUCCAAACUGCUAUCAUCAAAUGGUGUUAUGAGGCCUUGCUUUUUCUGUCCUGUAGUUCCUACAAAAUAUGUCAAAGUAUGACAAUAUAAUAUGGUCAUUUUGUAGUUCAAUAAGGAUUCUUCUGCUUUUUCCCUUUUAUUGCAACACAAUCAAGCUGUCCAAAUCUUAGGAUGUGAACAAGGCAUGAGCAACUAUGCCCUGAAAAUUUGCCAUAUUGCUGUAUACGUAUUCGCUACAUUAUGUACACAAUUAUUUAUGUUUUGUGCACGUUCUAUUGGUCAUAAAUAAUCAUGCGUUGACACACAAUUAUGGUGUGUUACAUAUAAUUAUAAUUUGUACUCAAACAUUAGUUUUAGUGCACGUGAACAAAAUACCACUUCCGUCCUUUAAAAUUUUGCAAAAGUUGACCGGUACGAAGAAUAAUAAAGUAAAAUGUGUGGUUGAGAUUUGUGCAGAGGAGAGAAAUAACAGAAAGCACAAAAUAAUUUAUUAAAAGGGAAAGUGACAAAGUUUUUUGGAACGUUCCAAAAAGGAAAGAUGUCAAAGUUUUAAUGGAUGAGGGAAGUAUGAGUUUUCGGAAAAUUUUCUCACAUACUUCCAAAAAGGAAAGAUGUCAGUUACACGUGAUUUAAAAAACUGAAAAUGAAAAUAAAGAAAGGAAGAAAACAGGAAAAUAGAAAGGAAGAAAAUGAAAAAAGGGGUAAUCGACCAAGGUUAUGGUGUCGAUUUUCAGGAAGUCAAUUAAAAGGGAAAAUCGACCUUCAGAGGUCGACUUGCAGGGGGCAUCGAUCACCAGGGGUGCAUCGACCAAAAGGAAGUCGACCCGCGGGGGAUUGACAUCAACUAAGGGCCUGUUUGGAUGGACCGAUGGAGUGUUGAAAGGUGUUAGUAAUGGAAGUGUUAGUAAGUGUAGGUGCGGGUUCAGAAGGGAAGGUAAGUGUAAAAUAUAAACUUGCCUUGUUUGG
Molecule: messenger RNA, 1682 nt
Organism: Cuscuta europaea
Lineage: Eukaryota; Viridiplantae; Streptophyta; Magnoliopsida; Solanales; Convolvulaceae
Source: the annotation of a GenBank genome assembly